Messenger RNA from Physcomitrium patens, 1598 nucleotides. RefSeq lists its product as uncharacterized. Gene Ontology annotation, biological process: regulation of division septum assembly; chloroplast fission; cell division. The record is from RefSeq and is a predicted model, not a curated record. NCBI's taxonomy places the organism in Eukaryota, Viridiplantae, Streptophyta, Bryopsida, Funariales, Funariaceae.
UCUUUCCUCGGCCUCGAGAAUUCCACCUCGAUGCAGAUUGUUCGUGUAGGAAUUUGUGAUCCUUAGCAAUCUUGAUUAGCGCUUGCAGCAGCCGUCGCGAAUUUUCAGCUUCCUAUUCGGGUCGCCGUGGAGAGAACUUUCGCGCACCUUCAUUUGGUUUGUCCGUCUUCAGUGCGAUGGUGAUUUGAAGCAGCGAAUCGAGUGGGUCUUGUUUGGCUUAUUGGGUUUAUUGGGUUUUGCGGUCUUGUUCGAAUCCUGCCCUUGACGCUGCGGAACUCGUGCCAUGAUGUGUGCCGUUGCAUCGAGAUCGCACCGCGUGCACUGCUCCACUGUAGUUCCUCUGCCUCUGGGAUCUUGGAAGGUGAAUAAGAGGCCAUGCGGAUUUUCUUCAUUUCCGGAUAAGCAUUUAGUUGGAGGCAGGGUAAGGAUUUUUCAAGUACCUGGUGCAGAUUCAGACAUAUGUGACAACUCACAGAAUAGAAAACUAUCGCCAUGCCGAGCACAAUUCGAUGAGAGACAGCCAUCCAGGAUGAACAAUGAGGAGGCAUUUUCGAGCGAGGAGAAAGAGGAGAGCUUCUUCGAGCGGUUGGUGCGCGCAUGGGCUAUUAUUUUCCCAGUGAAAUCUAACCCAUCGUCAAAUGCAUCCAUCGCUAAACAGCGCCUCAAAAUGAUUCUUAUUUCGGAUAGAUGCUCUGUGAGCGACGACGCUAAGAGGAGAAUUGUGACCAACAUUGUGGGGGCUCUCUCUGAUUUUGUGGAGAUCGAGUCCGAGGACAAAAUCCAGCUAAACGUUUCCUCUGAUCCUGAUUUAGGAACAGUCUACUCGGUGACAGUACCUGUUCGGAGGGUGAGACCUCAAUACCAGGAGUUUAGUCAUGAGCUUGUGAAUACAGAGCUCAGGUCAUUCGACUAUGAGGAAGAAGAGGGCAAUUUCCGCAUGGUAGACAUUCGUUUUGAAUAUCCAGACGUUUUCCACAAGGAGGUUGUUCCGGAUGCUUUCCAAGAUGAUGAUGAUGAUGUGCAGGGUAGUGAAGACGGAUCAACUUCAAAUUUGCCCGACUCUUAGCUUCUUUUCUUCCUGAAUAGAAUACGUGCGCUCGCGUACCCACACCUACAUACACACAUACACACACACCAUGAUCUGUGGUAAUUGUUUGUGUUGUAAACACAGAAUUUCUUACCAUAUGGACAUGAGCAACAGAAUCCAAAGUGAGAUUUGUUUCCAAGAGGAUGCCAAACUCAUAGACCUUCAACGUAGUGAGUUUUUGAGAAAAUCUUCAGCAUAUUUCACCCCACAGACAGCCUUGAGAUCGGUUUGGUGUAUGACGGAGCUCGUUCACUUAGAUUAUGAGAUGAUGCAGAGAUUAUACAUCUACUUCUCUCAAAACCUCUGGCAUGGAUGGUAGGCUUCCUUUUUUUUCAGUGCCCUGCUGAAACAGUUGAACACUUUCAUGUAGAGACUGACUUCUGUUGCUGCUAACACCUUACACCGCUUCACAACGAUCAGUGUAGCUGUGGUGAACUUGACCAGAACUCUAACUGUACGUACCCUUGAUUCCACCAACUGGAGAGUCAGAAUCGAUAUGGUUUCCAAAUGA